AUGUCUCAAAUAUUAGAAUGGGCAUUUGGAAAGAGAUUAACUCCUCAAGAAAGAUUAAGAAAAAAUCAGAGAGCGCUUGAGCGUACUCAAAGAGAGUUGAGUAGAGAGACUGUUAAACUACAGAAACAAGAAAAAAAACUCAUAGGAGAUAUUAAAGCUUCAGCGAAGCAGGGUCAAAUCUCUAGCGCCAAGAUUCAGGCGAAAGAUCUAGUCAGAACGAAGAGUUACAUCAAUAAGUUUAAUUCUAUGAAGGCACAACUUCAAGCCAUAUCAUUAAGGAUCCAAUCAGUAAGAUCAAACCAACAGAUGGCUACAUCUAUGAGAGAUGCUACAAGGGUUUUAAAUGGAAUGAAUCGCUCAAUGAAUCUUCCUCAAUUAUCGAGAAUUGCUCAAGAGUUUGCGAAGGAGAAUGACCUUAUGGAUCAAAAACAAGAAUUCAUGGAGGAUGCUGUGGAUGAUGCGAUGGAGGAUGAUGAAUUAGGCGAAGAUGAGCAAGUAGAUGAAAUACUAGGAAAAGUUUUAGAUGAAAUUGGAGUUGAUUUGAAUACUACGCUUAAGGAUACGCCGAACGCUAUCCAUUCUGCUGAGCCGGUAUCAAAUAGUAACCGGGUGGCUCAACCUAUAGGCGGUGCUCCUACAAAUGAUGAGGAUGACUUGCAGGCUAGACUCGAUAGUUUAAAAAAAUAA
Priceomyces carsonii is the source of this 687-nucleotide messenger RNA. RefSeq names its product ESCRT-III subunit protein (gene VPS2). Gene Ontology annotation, biological process: late endosome to vacuole transport; protein transport; endosome transport via multivesicular body sorting pathway. Lineage: Eukaryota; Fungi; Ascomycota; Pichiomycetes; Serinales; Debaryomycetaceae. Gene Ontology annotation, cellular component: ESCRT III complex; multivesicular body. Bases 1 to 687 code for a protein of 228 amino acids. The record is from RefSeq and is a predicted model, not a curated record. The transcript has a single exon.